Triticum turgidum subsp. durum (durum wheat) is the source of this 657-nucleotide messenger RNA. The record is from the annotation of a GenBank genome assembly. NCBI's taxonomy places the organism in Eukaryota, Viridiplantae, Streptophyta, Magnoliopsida, Poales, Poaceae.
AUGGAGCGCUUUGAGGACAUGAUUAGAGAAUUCAUCAAAAGCAACGAAAGGGCAAAGUGGAGACCAGUGAACAAUCCUGGUAUAAAUAACUUCACAGAAGAUGAGAUUAAAAUGAUUACGAAGAACUACAAAAAUCCCAUAGGCAAAGGUGCCUUUGGAGAAGUUUACCGAGGCGUUCUUGAUGAUGGUAGUACAGUUGCAGUCAAGAAAUAUAUCUGCCAGAAUUUGAAAGACGGGUUUGCUAAGGAGAUAUCUGUUCAUUGCCGAAUCAGCCACAAGAAUGUUGUUAGGCUCUUGGGCUACUGUUUAGAAGAAAAUGUUUUAAUGAUUGUCACCGAGUAUAUCCCUGGAGGAAACCUCAAAGGUCUUCUCCAUGGCAGCGAUGAUCACAUUUCUUUGGAUGCAAGGUUGGGUAUUGCUAUAGACUGUGCUGAGGCAUUAGCAUGCAUGCAUUCAUUGCAUCAAUCAAUCAUUCAUGGUGAUAUCAAGCCUGACAACAUACUUCUAGAUGAGAACUUGGGUGCAAAAUUAUCCGACUUUGGAAUAUCAAGGUUGCUUUGCAAGGACGGAACUGCUUACACCAUGCACGUUGCAGGAAGCAGAGGUUACAUGGAUCCAGAGCUCUUUGAAACUGGACGGGUCGAUCCUAGAAAAUGA